This is a messenger RNA of Hyalella azteca, 2054 nucleotides long. Its product is annotated as exodeoxyribonuclease. Gene Ontology annotation, cellular component: nucleus. The record is from RefSeq and is a predicted model, not a curated record. Gene Ontology annotation, biological process: base-excision repair. The transcript has 8 exons. Gene Ontology annotation, molecular function: double-stranded DNA 3'-5' DNA exonuclease activity; DNA binding; phosphoric diester hydrolase activity. The coding region runs from base 110 to 1183 and encodes 357 amino acids. NCBI's taxonomy places the organism in Eukaryota, Metazoa, Arthropoda, Malacostraca, Amphipoda, Hyalellidae.
AGACAAAUCCCCAGGCCAUCCUAGAUUGUCUUAUGUGCAUGCUGAGUGCAGCUGCUACUGUUUUCAUACAUAAUUCAAAUACAUCUCUUGGCAGCUCAACAGGCUUUACAUGACUAUUGGGCACAUGUUGAACACCUUUGGAAAGAUAUCCAUACCAAUAAUAAAACUUGGAUUUGCUCAAAAGUAUUCACCUCUAUUUGCUAAGGUCUCAACUUUCCAAAAAGCCAUGGCAAAGAAAAGAGGUAAUGAUGCUGCAAAAUCUGGGAAUUCGUCUUCUGAGAAAGGAGAGCCUGCAAGCAAGAAGUUAAAGUCAAAUUCUGUGCAAGAAAAAACAUCAUCUACUGAAGCAUCUGAAACUUUUCACUCUGAAGCUGUCACAAAUUCAGGGGAGAAAUGGAACUUCAAAAUUGUAUCUUGGAAUAUCAAUGGACUUAGAGCUUGGCUACAAAAUGAUGGACAUUCUAUUAUAGCCAAGGAAGACCCUGAUGUUAUUUGCCUACAAGAAACUAAGUGCUCCAAAGACAAGAUCCCGGAGGCAGCUCUCAAUGUUCCUGGUUAUAAAUCUUACUUUAUGUCUGCUGAGAAAGAAGGCUAUGCCGGUGUUGCUGUAUACAGCAAGGUUGCGCCUCUCUCCAUUGCGUAUGGUGUAAGCGAUGGAGAACAUGACAAGGAAGGCCGAGCCAUCACUCUCAAGUUUGAAGACUUCUACCUUGUCACUGCCUAUGUGCCAAACUCAGGUCGUGGAUUAGUAACACUGGACAAAAGGUUGAAUUGGGACGCCAUUUUCUUGAAGUAUCUCCAGGAGCUUGACAAAGAGAAACCUGUCAUAAUGUGUGGUGACUUGAAUGUCUCGCAUCACGAAAUCGAUCUGGCUAAUCCAAAAACCAAUCGCAAGAAUGCCGGCUUCACGCAGGAAGAGCGUGAUGGCUUCACAAAGCUGCUUGAAGCAGGAUUUGUUGACAGCUUCAGACACUUUUAUCCUAAGAAGGAAAAUGCCUACACUUUUUGGACUUACAUGAGGAAUGCUAGGGCAAAAAAUGUUGGAUGGCGUCUUGACUACUUCGUGGUAUCGGAACGCUUCAAGGAGUCGCUCUGUGACAGCCUCAUCCGCAGCUGGGUGAUGGGAUCCGACCACUGCCCUAUCACGCUGCUCAUCCACACUAAGAUGGCUCGAUCGUCGUAACUAUUUCUCUGCCAAAGAUGCUCUGCCAGGCAUUUCCUCUACCUCAACAAAAAGGAUGUAAAAGCGUGACGAUUGUUCCUAGCUUGUGAAUCAUAUUGAUGAAUUGGGAAUGAACUAAUUGGGUUUCUUUAAAAUCUAGUUAUACCAUUCAGUUUUGAUUGAGUUACUAUCAUAAACUGCCGAUCGGUGAAUUGCAACUUAAAUUCUUCAAGAUUAGCUGCUAACAUCACAUUUUUUCAAAAUAUUCCCUUUAUUCCUCAUAACGCAGUGUGCUCGAAGCUUCAAUUUUGUGUGUAAAGUUCUACAUUUUACAUCAUACCAAUUAUUCGAUUAGAAACUGGAUUAUUGUGAAGUACACUCCAAGUAGAAAAAUAUUCUUACAUAUCUGCCCAGUUUAUGUAUUCUUGUUCUUGUGGUUAAAUUUUUCGAAUGGUAAGAUUUUAAAUUGUUUAUCUAAAGAACUGUUUUCUCAGAUUUUUAUUGUUACUUCUGAACAUUGAUGUGUAAGAUGAAUGCUUAGUUCGAUCACGUAAAAUUCUGGUCGUAAAAUUUGUCUAUAUGAUGAACUCGAAUUAAUUUUAUAGAAGUAACAUUAAUGAGCAGAAAAAAUCUCCAUCAGAAAGUCAUUCCUAUUACUGUAUAAUUCAUGAAAUCUGGUAAUAUCAUGUUUCACCAGGAACUGAUCCAUGUAAGAAAAUUUAGAUAGACACUAUAAACGGAAGUUCUCAAGUUAUAUUGUUUUAGUGACGGAAAGAUUUUCACGUAGCCUUGAUUUUGAGUUCAGAUAUUGAGAAAUUUUUGCAGUAUAAAAUGAGUUCCGUUCGUUUCAAACGCUAUGGAAACCAGAAAAUAUUAUUUAAUAUAAAAAUAA